GGGGAUGAAAGUAGGGCUUUCAACAGCUCUGUACGCUUCAGUCCAAGUGAAGUUGCAGCUAUUAAGGCUGAUAUAUUGGUGGAUUAUUUUUCUAUUCAAGACCGAGAAAGAUUUGUCGGAUGCAUUAUGGAAGACAGACCUGGCCCUCCCUUCUCAGAUGAUCCCUGUGAGUAUAGUAUUUUUCAUGUUAUUUUACUUAUAUUAUAUUGAAUAAUAUUUUUCAGCAUUUAUGAACUUGAUGUCCUCCACACAAAAUCCUUCCCAGCCAUGUACAUCGUCUCAGAUAUUAUUUUCUCAAUCUACGUCACCGGUACAGCCAGUCUCCUCCACUCAGCCGUUGACUUCUUCUCAUCCCUCAUUGACCUUGCCAGCCUCAACUUCAACUGGACAUUCUCACUCUGUUCUACACUAUGGGUCAACAUUAUCGUUGCAGGCUCCUGUAUCAUCUCCUCAGUCGCUGUCUCCUCGGUCUGCCACAUCCUUACCGCCUGUAUCAUCAUCUCGGCCAAUCUCCUAUUCGCAGCAAGUGCUGUACUCUCAGUCAAUGUCAUCUGGCAGAGUAUUGCGAUCUAGAGUUGUCCCACCUACUGAUGUUAGUCGCAAGAAGUGGCAUUCCAGGUUACAAUUAGGGAAUUGCAGAAUAUUAUGUGGAUCAAGUCGCUAGGAAUUGGUGGAGGGACGAGCAGUCUACAGAGGCGAUCAUAUGGGAUGAUGAUAUUUUCCAAAAAUACCUACAGUGAUGUUAGUUAUUAAGCCUACAUAUUACAAUGCCAUAACCAUAAAUUCGAAAAAUAUCAUAUAUACCUAAUUCCUCCCAACUUUUUAAUAAAUAUGUAUUUUUCCACAUUUAAGUUUUUUAAUCUGAUCCUCA
Molecule: messenger RNA, 871 nt
Organism: Coccinella septempunctata (seven-spotted ladybird)
Lineage: Eukaryota; Metazoa; Arthropoda; Insecta; Coleoptera; Coccinellidae
Exons: 3
Coding region: 230-664 (144 amino acids)
Source: RefSeq, a predicted model, not a curated record